AUGGAAUAUUUGGAAAGGAGCAGUGUAGGGAAUGAAAGAUCUUCAGGAAACGUCCCCGAUACCGACAGUUCGAUUACCAUUCUCGACAUUCCACUCUCCAUAUCUAAUGCUCCUCAGCUAAAGGCAUCCUCAGAAACACAGCAGAAUUCAUUUCCGAAGAAUCUUGACUCGGCCUUUGCAAACCAUUACUUUGUCUUUCCUCAAACCUUAGAGAGGUUUGUAAACAAGAUAAAGGACCGGAAAUUUGUUUACAAGUUUUCCGCGGACCAGUCCUUAGAGAUAGUUGAAUGUAAUAACCAUAAGACAGUAUAUUCUCUAGGAGUUAUCGAUUUGGAAAAGGAUGGAAUUGAGGCUUGUGGCCGCAACAUCUCUUUUGUAGUGAACAGAAACAAAUAUCGGAGUUCUGUAAAAGCGAGAGAAGACAAGGAAUAUAGAAAAGCAUUGGAAGAAGGAAAAAAAUACGUCAGGAAGAAAAAUGAAUAUGAAAAAAAGAUGGAGGAAAUCUAUCUCACACAAAUCAAGAACGGUAGAAACUUUGUCUUUAUCGAUGAUCCUGAGGAUCUUCCUCGAGAACUGAAAGCCAUAGUAAGGCAUCUGUAUUCAGAGAGCGUCCACGUACCAAAAACAAAGACAUUUUCUUCAAAUCAAAAGAUUGAGCAUCUCCAAAAUGUUUUACAGAACAUUCCGGGAAUAGGAAUAAAUGCAGCCCGUAGCCUAUCUCUUCACUUCCAAAGCAUUAGUAAUCUCCAUUCAUUUCUUAAAGGGGACAACAGCGGAUUGCUAAAGGAAUUUAAAGUCUGGGACUCCGAUGGAAAGAAUUCCAGACCUUUAGGCGAGAAGCAGAGCGAUAAAAUAAGAAAUAUAUUUGUUGGAAAUCAGGAAAGGCUUGUCCAUCCUGUUCAGAUGGAACAGAAUUAA
Molecule: messenger RNA, 918 nt
Organism: Encephalitozoon intestinalis ATCC 50506
Lineage: Eukaryota; Fungi; Microsporidia; Unikaryonidae
Product: putative vesicular transport protein
Exons: 1
Coding region: 1-918 (305 amino acids)
Source: RefSeq, a predicted model, not a curated record